AUGCCCAAAGCUAAACGCAAAGUCGUCUCGGCAGGAAAAUCGGCGGCCAAAGGCAAAAGUGUCCCUGAAGAUAAAGUUGUCGCCAACUCGGAAAGUACACCAAAGCGAAAAUCAAAGUCGAAAAAGGAAAUCCGCUCAAAGGAUAAUCCGGAGCUCAACAUUACGGUGGUGAUUCCCAAGACGUCUCGGAGGCCUCCAUUCUUCUUCUGGACAGAUCCCGACAGCGAAGGAGGUUUUCUUUCGCCAUGGUACACGUGCCCUUUUGAAUAUGGGGGCGAUAGAUAUGUAUCUGUUGGGCAAUACAUCACGGUUCGUAGGGCAGAGAUUUACCGCGAUCGGAAAUCACUAGAUAAAAUUCUACUUGCGACAAGCGAGGAUGAAAUCAAGGCUCUUGCUAAAAAUAUCAAGGACUCCCCCAUCAGUGAGUGGGUCAAAAAUCGAGAUUAUCUUUUUCACAUCAAUAUCGCAAACCGCAGAAAGUUUCUCUACAGCGAUCAAAGUGAAGAUCUCUUGAAUAGGCUCGCCAAGCUCGGGGACCGUGAACUAGUCUUCGCUGAUCCUACUGAUCCUCAUCUUGGAAUCGGGCUCGAUGCAAGUGAAGCGGAAAAAAUGGGUAGAAAAUCAUGGGGGAAGAAUGCUUACGGAAAAUCAUUUGAAAAGCUAAGGCACAAGAUCAGAAAUCCGAUUUCGCCAACUAUUCCUCCCUAUCCAUGUGACACCGGAUAA
This is a messenger RNA of Paraphaeosphaeria sporulosa, 726 nucleotides long. RefSeq lists its product as uncharacterized. The coding region runs from base 1 to 726 and encodes 241 amino acids. The record is from RefSeq and is a predicted model, not a curated record. Lineage: Eukaryota; Fungi; Ascomycota; Dothideomycetes; Pleosporales; Didymosphaeriaceae. The transcript is spliced from 3 exons.